Nicotiana tabacum (common tobacco) is the source of this 662-nucleotide messenger RNA. Its product is annotated as putative clathrin assembly protein At2g25430. Lineage: Eukaryota; Viridiplantae; Streptophyta; Magnoliopsida; Solanales; Solanaceae. Gene Ontology annotation, molecular function: phosphatidylinositol-4,5-bisphosphate binding; 1-phosphatidylinositol binding; SNARE binding. Gene Ontology annotation, cellular component: clathrin-coated pit; clathrin-coated vesicle. Gene Ontology annotation, biological process: vesicle budding from membrane; clathrin-dependent endocytosis; clathrin coat assembly. The record is from RefSeq and is a predicted model, not a curated record.
UUUCCACUCCCCUUCCUUUAACUAUAUUCCCAUUUCGCCCUCUCCUCUUAGCUCGCAUCAAAUCUAGAGAGAGAGAGAGAGAAUUCCGGCCACGAUUUGUCGGCAAUGCUUUAAAACAUACCCAUUUCAUAGAUCUGUGCAUUACAGCCUCUUUUCUGAAGCAAUAAGAAGGGAAGAAAUCUGAAAUCUCUGUUGUGCUAUAUAUCAUGGCGCCGACCACGAUUCGAAAGGCGAUCGGGGCAGUGAAGGAUCAGACGAGCAUAGGGCUCGCGAAAGUAGCCAGCAACAUGGCGCCGGAGCUGGAAGUUGCUAUUGUUAAGGCUACAAGCCAUGAUGAUGAACCUGCGAGCGAGAAGUACAUCCGUGAGAUUCUUCACUUGACUUCUGUCUCUCGUGGCUAUGUGAGUGCUUGUGUUUCGUUGAUUUCCAGAAGGUUAGGCAAAACCCGCGAUUGGAUUGUUGCCAUCAAGUGUUUGAUGCUCAUUCACCGUCUUCUCAAUGAUGGUGAUAUUGUGUUUCAGCAAGAGAUCAUGUAUGCCACGAGGAGAGGCACCAGGCUUCUCAAUUUGUCUGAUUUUCGCGAUGAGGCUCAUUCGAAUUCGUGGGAUCAUUCGGCUUUUGUAAGGACUUAUGCUUUGUAUUUGGAUCAAAGAUUGGAGUUG